This is a messenger RNA of Nezara viridula (southern green stink bug), 420 nucleotides long. The record is from the annotation of a GenBank genome assembly. NCBI's taxonomy places the organism in Eukaryota, Metazoa, Arthropoda, Insecta, Hemiptera, Pentatomidae.
AUGCCAUAUAGUCGUACCCUCGCUCCAGUCCUGCUCUGGCUCUUGUUCAUGCUGACAUCCGCGGACAAUCAGACCUGCCCCCCCUGGCUCCAGCCUCACGGUCAGGAGGAAGUGGUCAGCAAGUACCUAGAACAGUUCUCGCAGAUCCUCAUCCGUUUCGAUUGCCCCCAGCCCUACUCGGUCAAGUUCCAGUGCCACCAGUGUAAACUCCAGGAACCUUCCGAUGAAAUGGUUAUUUCGGAAAAGGGCGCCGUAACAGCUCCGAUGCACGUGGCCACGUCACGUUACUGCACCUCAGGCACGUCUCACAUUGCAAGGUCCCACCGCUCUGUACACUGCUAUAUUGCCAAUAACCCUGCUCUAACAAACUUUAAGAUUUAUUGCUAUAAUAACAACUUCAAAUACAUCUUUAUUUUUUAA